Molecule: messenger RNA, 4229 nt
Organism: Klebsormidium nitens
Lineage: Eukaryota; Viridiplantae; Streptophyta; Klebsormidiophyceae; Klebsormidiales; Klebsormidiaceae
Source: the annotation of a GenBank genome assembly
GGCAGUGGGAAGGAUGAGCUCCUCCACUAGGGGAUGUACCUAUCUUCUUAGAUUCUUCCUUUCCAGAGAAUGAUCUGGGCCCCGGCCAUAGGAAGUUUGCCUAGGCUUUCCUCAUGGUCAGGAUGUCUCGCUCAACCAGUUGUACGCUUAGUAAUUCUUCAAAUGCAACGGGUCAGAGUACUUCCACAGCAGGUCUGCAAGCGUCACUUGCCAGCUGCAAUGUGGCUCAACACAGGUGGUCGUUCUCGCUUGCAGAAUGCGGCCUCUUCAGAGUUGCACGAUGUAGGGAUAGAAGAAAGAUUCAGAGUAGCUCCGACCAAAACCCUUCUUAUGGCAGUUGUUUUUGCUCAAUCCAGCAAGGUAAAAGGGGAAGUCAUCCACAGAGCAACGCAAAAUGUCGCCAGGUGCGUGUGAAAAUGGACCAUUGCGUGGCUGCCAGAUCUAAGGAGAGCAGUGCGCCCAAGCACAUGUCCUUUAGGGAGGUGGCACAGGCGGUUGACAUGAUGCCCUCUGACGGUUUGGCCUUCCUUCAGAGUGCUGGUCUUCGUGGCUUGGACAGCGCUGACGUUGGCCGAGAGUUUGAGCCAAGGCGGCAAUCAGAAGCAAUGAGUGCUUACAUCUGCGGCGAUGUGUCCGACGAGGACUUUCCGGAUCGGUUGACGGAACCGCCGCUGCUGAAUCUAGGCAAUGCUGAUGCUACUGUUGGCCCUGGCGUAGGGUGCCAAAGCAUAAGAGGCCCGGAGGCAGUGCUGGGAGGUGUUUCAAAUAGUGGUGCGGGUAACUCUUCUACUUCUAGAGUCAAAUCCAGCCAUUUUCAGGCUGAAGCAACGCAGAACGAGGUGCUGCGCCCACCUCAGGAAGCGUUUCAGCAUGCAGAAUGCUGCAGACCGUGUCCUCCUGAUGACACACAGGGAUCAAGCGGCGGCGAUUCUGUAGAUAGGUUGCAAAAGUGUGCUGCUGGUCUGGGUGGCAUAGCGGCCCUCGGUCUGCAGCAGCGCAAGGAGCAGAAGUCAGAAGUCAUCUCAGAGAGCCAAAGUGUUGGCGCUUCCGAUAGGGAAGCAGCGAGGCCAGGUAUUGAAGAGGUAAAAGUAGAGGCUGCUAUACAAGUUUAUAUUGAAAAUAAAGAAGCUGAGAAGCUCGUUGAGUUGCUAGAGUCCCUGGGAAAAAGUAGCGUCAGUAUGGGGAGCGUCGCCAACGCAAAAGAGGUGAUCAACAUGCUAGCGCACAGUGGUGGGACCGACAUGGUUAUAAGGUGCCUGAAAGCCUUUCCCCAGAGCGGCGCGCUCUACUCCCACGCAAUGCGUUCUUUCCCUCCACAAAACACCUCACUCUUCUGGAAGUCCCUGAUUGGUCGGAUAAAGGACGAGGGCGAAAUGCCCCCCCCGAGGGACUAUGCCCUCGUUGCAAGGACGCUGCUCCACUGGAAGGCGGCAGAGUUUGUGGACUUUGUAUGCGCUUUGAGGAGCGUGUCUAGUUGCUCCACAAGAGAUCUUUGCAACAAUGAGGCGCUGUUUAGAGAGCUCGCGAGGCAUCGGGAUGUGGCGUCAACACUCAAGUUUCUGCACCAUGGUGUGCGGCCAUCACGGCUGGGAACGGAGUACUCCAAAGCGAUCACGCAGUUCAGCAGGCAGCGGAAUGUGACCGCGGCUCGUGCAAUCUUCGAGGACCUGGUGACUUCGAGACCUGACCAGAUUGACACAUUCGCUUGUCGUGCGGUCAUCGACGCGUUCAAGGAAGCGAGGCUUCCUCAGGAGGCACUGCAGACGUUUGAAAGCAUGCCGCGCUGGGGCGUCAAGCCGAACAAGCACAUCUAUCACAGUCUCCUCCACGCGUUCGUCCUCGAGCGCACCUCCCGCUCCGAGCUCCUCGGCGCGCGCGAGGCGGUGCUCCGGACCUGCUUGCGGCUCUUCAAGCAGAUGAAGGCAGAGGGCAUCGAGCCCGACGGAGUGACGUACACAAUCUUGAUGACCAUCUUUGGAGCGGCCGCGCAGCCGGAACUAGCAUGGGGGGUUUACCAGGAGCUGCGGCAGAAGGUGCGGGAGGAGGCGGGGGGCGUCGUGCUGACGCAGCGGCAGUACGGGGCGAUCCUGGCGGUGCUGGUAGAAGGGCGCGAAGUGGAGAAGGCGUUUGAGGUGAAGGACGACAUGGAGGCGGCGGGGCUGGGCCUUGACCGCAUCUCGUGGUGCCUCCUCAUCCGCGCCUGUACCCAAGUCGACCAGGUGUACCGUGCGUUCACGGUCUUCGACGAGAUGGUCGCAUCGGGCUGCCCCCCCUGCACGGAAGCGUACAACGUGCUGAUCAACGCGUGCGCGGCCGCGGGGCUCGAGGACCGCGCGUGGGCGCUCCUGGAUGAAAUGAAGGCGGGCGGGCCGGGCAAGACGGGGGGCGCGGCGUGCGCACCGGACAUCGUGACGUUCAACACGAUGCUCAAAGUGUGCUACGACCAGCCAGAGAAAGCGCACGAGAUCCUGGACGAGAUCGCGGCGGAGGGCCUGCGUCCCAACCUCCGGACGUUCAACUCAGUGGUCGACAUCUACGCCCAAAAGCACGACGCAACCGGCGCGCGGCGCGCGUUCGACCAGAUGAAAGCCGCGGGACUGCAUCCGAACAUGAAAGCGGCAGGGGUGCAGCCGAACAAAGCCACGUACCGCGUGCUGCUGCGCAUUCGGCCCGAGUGGAAGCUGCACUACGACGUGCGGCGCGGACUGGCGCUGUACGAGGAGAUGCGCGGCGCUGGGUUUGCGCCCAACGACUCCGACUUCAAGAAUCUCAUGGACCGCUGGGCCGAGGAGCAGCUGGCCGCGCGAGCGCAGGAGGAAGAAAAGUCUGCGUCGACACCCGCCGAGGACGAGCGCUCCGCUGCUAAGCUCGUACCCGCAGGCGAACCCGCGCGGCCGCCCAUGUUCCUAGACCUGGUGAUGCGCAAGGGCAGCAGCGACACGGCCGAGACUGAGGAGCUGACCAUCGACCUGCACGGCCUCAGCAGACCUGAAGCCCGCGCCGCUGUGCUGUCGCUCCUGAGAAUUCUGCAGCUGCGGCAUGCCCAAGGCUGGAAGGUUCAAAGCGACCUGACAAUUAUCACCGGCCGGGGGAUCGGGAGCCGCAUCACGGGGAUCCCCGUGGUACGCACCGCAGUCCUAAACCUGCUCAAAGAAGAGCUCGGGUUCCCCGUAAUCGCCUGGGAACCCAGCCCCGACCUAGACGACCUAAACCUCGAAAGCCUCAACCUUCGGAGCAUCGGCGCGCGCGCUCUACUAGGCCCUGGGGAAGCGAACCGGGCUGCCCUUGAGGGGCGGAAAGAGGUCGGGGGCGGGGCCUCCGAGGAGAUGGAAACGAGUCAGAAACUAGGGGCGGGAGGGAAAAGCGACCCGGCGCGGGAGCUGAUGGCUGAGGCGAUGACGGCGAUCGCGGGGCACAACGAGGUUGAGGUGAAUUCGUUGCUGGUGCACGGGUUGGGCAAACCGGGGGUCAUGAAGCCAAUCGCGGACGAAAGGGAGGGGAGCCGGGACAGGGAGGCGGCGGAGCGGGCGAAGGCGGAGUUGACCGACGCGCUGUUACGGGAGGUAGACGACUCGGGACCGCUGCAUGAAUCGGAAUCCGCAGGAACGCAUACCAGCGGAAGUGAAGCGGCGGGGGCGGAUGGCGAUGAAUUGGCCGAGGCACAGCUGUCAGGAAGUGACGGGUCGGUUCUUCUUGCAGCAGAUGGGGAAAACCGGUACUCUUCAGAGAGCGGGUGGUCACCGGGGCCGUCCGAUGACGCGUCUGAGAACGAGGGUUCAGAUGACGAAGAGGAAAAAGGCUCGGAGCGUCGACGGGGAGAUUAUAGUGCGGCGGACUCGUUGCCGGAGAGCUUCAAGCGGAUGCCGCCCGAGCUGCGCGAGCGGCAGCUGCAGCGGCUGAAGGACGCGGAGCGGUGGCGGCAACUAGAGGAGGAGCUUUAUUACUUGGGGCCGUAUGGGCAGCGGUUGCUGUACACGAGGCGGCGGUUGAAGAACCAGGGCAGGAUUGUGGUGCCGAAAGAUGCAUUGCUUGCGUGGGUAGAGGGGAAGCGGAAGCACGGGCGACAGAGGAGGGGAAAGGAUGCGAAGCAGGCACAGGGCCGGUAGUCUUGGCCGGUAGUCUUCUGAAACGCACCAUGGUUUCCAGGGGGCGAUAUCUCUUGUACACUCUCAUACCGAAACCAAGCACGCCACGUCGGUGGGCGCCACAAUCCAAGUUGUUGUCGAGGC